This is a messenger RNA of Branchiostoma belcheri (Belcher's lancelet), 747 nucleotides long. RefSeq lists its product as uncharacterized. The transcript has a single exon. The record is from RefSeq and is a predicted model, not a curated record. Lineage: Eukaryota; Metazoa; Chordata; Leptocardii; Amphioxiformes; Branchiostomatidae. Gene Ontology annotation, molecular function: signaling receptor binding. Gene Ontology annotation, cellular component: endomembrane system. Bases 1 to 747 code for a protein of 248 amino acids.
AUGAGGGCAAAGCGUCCUCCUUUAGGGAUAAAUCCCAAUUCCGUUGGUAGCACCAAACUUGUAAUUGCCAAUGCUGGUAUUCAGAUAGGAGCAGCUACUAGUACGUAUACUGCACUGAAAGGUGGUACUCAUAGGCACCCAUAUGAAGAUAUCAAUAAACACCAUGUCAAGACAGGGCAGGGGCAGACUCAGGCCACCAUUGAAACCAACACAAACAUCACAGCUACUGAUGAAAUGACCAGUGUCCAUGAUCACCAGUAUGAAGACGUGGACCAACAUCAUCAAACAGGGCAGGGCCAGUCUCAGACCAUCACUGAAAUGAACACAAACAUCACAGCUACUGUACUGACCAGUGGUCAUGACUAUAAGUACGAAGAUAUGGACCAACAUGACCAGACAGAGCAGGGUCAGUCUCAGACCAUCACUGAAAUUAACACAAACACCGCAGUGUCUGUAACUAGUGGUCAGGACCAUCAGACUGAGAAUGAAGAUAUGGACCAACAUGACCAGACAGGGCAGGGUCAGUCUCAGGCCACCGCUGAAGCCUUGGAUGUAGGAAAUGUAUCGUAUGACACGGGGCCUACUACCUCGCAGCUACCUUCUCUGUACGAAAACCAACAUGGUCAUAUAGGGCAGGGGCAGUCUCAGGCCACCACUGAAGCCUCGGAUAUGGGAAAUGUAUCGUACGGCACGGGACCAACUACCUCUCAGCUUAAUUCUCUAUACGAAAAUGUGGAAACAUCAUAA